Messenger RNA from Morus notabilis, 1662 nucleotides. Its product is annotated as AAA-ATPase At3g50940. The record is from RefSeq and is a predicted model, not a curated record. The transcript is spliced from 2 exons. Gene Ontology annotation, molecular function: ATP binding; ATP hydrolysis activity. NCBI's taxonomy places the organism in Eukaryota, Viridiplantae, Streptophyta, Magnoliopsida, Rosales, Moraceae. The coding region runs from base 49 to 1581 and encodes 510 amino acids.
CUCUGAAAGACGUCACCGAUAAAUCUGUCAAGCUUCCAGAGAAAAUUAAUGGAUUCUUCAUCGGCUUUGGAGACGAAUCUUGCGACGGCGAAGACGGUUAUGACGACGGUGGCGUCGGUCGCCGCGACGGCGAUGGUAGCUCGGUCGAUCAUACAGGAUUACUUACCGUACGAGUUCCAACACUUUUUGUUAUCGGGAAUCAGGAAAUUCUUCAAUGGCUUCUCGUCUCAGACGACAAUGGUGAUCGAUGAAUUCGACGGACUCGUCAACAACCAAAUCUACGAGGCGGCGGAGACCUAUUUGGGGGGCAAGAUCUCGCCUUCGAUGCAGAGGCUCAAGGUGAGUAAGUCUGAGAAAGAGAACAACUUCGUGGUCACCGUGGAAAAGAAACAAAUGAUCGUCGACGUCUUCAAUGGCGUCAAAUUUAGGUGGAUUUUGGUUUGCAGUCAGGUCCAGGCCAAUCGUGGCGACUUCUACAAUCCUAGAGACCUCAAUUCGACGCUCCGAUCGGAGGUCCGAUCAUUCGAGCUCAGUUUCCACAAGAAACACCUAGACUUGGUCCUGAAAUCGUAUUUGCCCCAUAUUCUGCGGGAAUCAAAAUUGGCCAAGCAAGAGAAGAAGACAUUGAAGAUCUUCACGCUGGAAACCGAGAGGCACUUUAACAUGACCGAAGCUUGGGUUUCGACGAACCUCGACCAUCCGGCGACGUUCGAAACGCUUGCUCUGGAAUCAGAGAUCAAGAACUUCAUCCUCGAAGAUCUCGAGAGGUUCGUGAAGAGGAAAGACUAUUACAGGAAGAUCGGGAAGGCUUGGAAGAGAGGAUGCUUGUUGUAUGGACCUCCUGGGACGGGGAAAUCGAGCUUGAUCGCUGCAAUGGCGAAUUACUUGAAUUUCGAUGUGUAUGAUUUGGAGCUCACUGAGGUUAGGGCAAAUACGGAUCUUAAGAAGAUGCUCAUUUCCAUGGCGAACAGGUCCAUACUGGUUGUGGAGGAUAUCGACUGCUCGGUUGACUUCCAUGACCGGAAUAUGGCUGCCGAUCAGUCCACUGAAGAUUAUUAUAAUCCGAGAAGAAAACAGCUGACACUGUCUGGCUUUUUGAAUUUCAUCGACGGGCUGUGGUCAAGCUGCGGCGACGAGCGGAUCAUAAUCUUCACCACCAAUCACAAAGAAAAGCUCGACCCAGCACUGCUCCGGCCGGGUCGAAUGGAUGUUCAUGUCCACCUGUCAUACUGCACGCCAUGCGGAUUCAGAGUUCUAGCAUCUAACUACCUUGGCAUCAAUGACCACUCGCUGUUCGCGGAAAUCGAGCAACGAGUUCAAGCCACAGAAGUUACCCCUGCAGAAAUUGCUGAGGAAUUAUUAAAGAGCGACGACCCUGACAUUGCGCUACAAGGUCUAAUUGAAUUCCUCAAAGUGAAAAAGUUAGAAAACGAGGAAACCAAGGCUAAAAAAGAAAAAGAAGAAGCUGAAGCUGCAAAGAAAGGGGAUGAAAAGAAUAGUGCUCAAGCAGAAUCAAAGGAUAAAGAAGGGGAAAACAAUAUGUUUGCUGGUUUACACACUGAGACCAAAGAACAGAGCUAGGAAUUAAUAAGCUGUUAGUGACCAAAAUUUUUUUUAGUAAAAUUGCAGUAAAUAGCAUAUUAAUUAAAUAGUUUAAUUAGC